Messenger RNA from Microplitis demolitor, 11444 nucleotides. Its product is annotated as ankyrin-3. Lineage: Eukaryota; Metazoa; Arthropoda; Insecta; Hymenoptera; Braconidae. Gene Ontology annotation, molecular function: protein binding. Bases 9623 to 11374 code for a protein of 583 amino acids. The transcript has 3 exons. The record is from RefSeq and is a predicted model, not a curated record.
AAUAAAAAAGUUACAAGUCCAUGAUUCAAUCUAGUUUUGUCCUUGCAAAUUUUCAGAACUAAAAUUUUUUCAAGUUCAAGAAUUAAUCUAGUUUUAUCUAUUCGUAACGCAAUUUUUUUUUAAAACAACAGAUCAAAAGCAGCUUAAAAUUUUUAUAAAUGGUCAAUAACAGAUUAACUAGUCUAAAUAGAGUUUAAUUAUAGUCGUCCUGAUGAAAGCUUGGGAUUUUUUUCCUAACAAUUCUUUCCCCCACCACCAUCAUAAUAGGAUGUGCGCAUAUGGAAAAGCCACCAAACCCAACAUUUGAAGUGUGGGGAAAAAAACCGUGGUGGGAAAAAAUCCCAAGCUUCCAUCGGGAUGACUAUAGACUAGAUCAAAUUAAAUUUUUCGGUCCGGAUAGAUCAAAAACCAAUUAAAAUUUUCAAAUAAAUUCAAUAACAGACCAAAUAAUCCAAAUACCAUCGAGUUAGACUAAAAUCAGAUCAAAUUUUUCGACCCGGGUAACAUCUCGAUGAGUUAAAAAAUUUUAAUCUUCAUUUUUAUCUAUAAUUUAUAAUAUGCUAACACGAAAAGUUUAAUUUAAAUUUUUGAGCUGAAACUUUGUCUAUUUGCUAAGGUCUCCCUGAUAGCGAGAUUUUCUGGUCACAAAGUUGCGAUCAAAUGCCAACUUUUGCCAUCAACUUUUUGAGUCAGAAAGUUGGCGAUCAGUUGCCAACUUAUGAAAAUGCCAAUUUUUGCGGUCAACUUGGUGACAAGUUGCUCUAGUAGCCUAGGAAAUCAGAGUUUCAGCUCGGAAAUUGAAAUGAAACUUUUGACAUCUUGAUGAUAUACAAUAUAUAUAAAAAAUUGCAAUUCAACUUUUUAGCUCUCAUAUACCUAAAAUAACAUGUCAAUUUGACGUAAAAUUAAAGCUGCUAUUUUACAUUAAGUUUAUGUGUCAUUUGUUUAAUAUCAAUUUUUGAGUUAAAUGUUGAUUAUCUAGAAAGUUAUCUGAUAGCUAAAGUUGGCAGCAAAAGUUUGUACUUCCAUAAGUAGAUGUCAACUUUCUGAGAAAAAUGGUGGCAAAAGUUGUCAACAAGUUGUAGCAGUUGAUUGUCGAGAACUAUCGGGGAAAGUUGAUGCCAACUUGUAGUCAACAGUUACAAAAGCUGAAAGUUGUCAACAAAUUGUCGUCAAGUUGGUCGCAAACUGAUCAGAAACUCUGGCUAUCAGAAGCUAGUCACUGAAUAUUCAAAAUGGAAAAUUUCUACUGUAGCAUCCGUAGUUUCAGUUCUUUAUAACUUAAAAAGUCAGAUGCCGCUCUAUACUUAUUCUGACAUUCCCUUUUGCUUAACAUUCUUUUACUUACCCUAACACGCUGCAUAACCCUAAAAAAACACGUUCUCAAUCACUAUCUCCAUCAGUUACGCUUGGCACUUCACCAGUGAUUAGUGAAAGUAAUUAAAUAGCACCAGGUGUGUCUCCAUCAUCACCUUUUACAAUUCCAGUGCUAGUAUACAUCCUCCAAUAUGUCAUCAAAAUCGAAAAAAGAUAUGGAAGAAGUAACGGAUAAAAUUUCCGACAUGUCAGUCGAGGAUCCAGGUAAAAAAUUAUCUCACAAAGAAAAGAAAAAAUUAAAAAAACAGCAGGAAUAUGAGAAAAAUUUGGAGAUGAUGACCAAAAUCGGUGGUCAGGGUCACAGUGAACUAGAUUCAAAUUUCACCGUAUCUCAAAGUGAAACACAAAACCGUGGCGCGCAAUUAUAAGAGCAUGCUGUUGACAUAAAAGUCGAAAACUUCAGUAUUGCUGCUAAAGGAAAACAAUUGUUCACUGAUGCUACUCUAUCGAUAGCUCAGGGUAGACGUUAUGGUCUCGUCGGUCCUAAUGGACAUGGAAAGACAACACUACUACGUCAUAUAGCAAAUAGAGCAUUCAAUAUACCACCAAAUAUCGAUGUACUCUAUUGUGAACAAGAAGUUGUCGCUGAUGACACACCAGCUGUUCAAGUUGUACUUAAUGCUGAUAUUAAAUGCAAAGAAUUACAAAAUGAAUGUCAGAAAUUAGAGCUACAAGCUGAAUCUAAUAGCGACGAAGCCAUCCAAGCACGAUUACAAGAGGUGAUUUAUUUAUUCAUCUAUAUCUAUUUCUCUUCGAAUGUUCAUCACGCAAAAAAUACUGAAUAUUUUGACACGAAAUUCACACCAUAAACUUCUGUACUCUAAAACUAUAUUUUUUUCAAAUUUCAAUUAAUAACCCAAGUAGCACACUUGCCUGUGUGACAUCUAUAGGAUAUCAAUUCUUGGACUGUUUUUUGACAUAUCAAUAAGGCACCAACAUGUCAUUAUGAAUCUUAAUUUUAGAAUUGCGGUAAAAAUAUAGGUCGUAUAAAAAGAACAUAAGAAACAUUUUUUUUAUAAAAUUAAAUUUCCUACAACUUUUGUUUUAAAACUUUUUUUAUAAGAUCAAUAUUUUCGUCUGAAUAUCAAACAUAUGAACCAUUCAGUUUGAAACUAAGGCAAAAAUCUUGUCUCCAGAUAUCAUUUUUAGGCUAUUUUUUGACACAUAGAUAAGGCACCAGCAUGUUAAUAAAAUGAUAAGAAAUUCAUGUCACCAAAAAAAUAUCUACUUAAAAGACUUGACAAGUGACGACAAAAAGUAAAUUACAAAUAGUGGUAAAAUAAGUGAUCGAAAGGAUUUUUUAAUUGACAUGUCCUUGGAAAAUUUUAUCGAUUAUCGAUCGUUCUUUUUUUUUUUAAAUAAAACAAAAAAACAUUAUCUAUAGGACAUUCCACUUCUAACCCAAAUAGCCAGUUGAACUUAACUAACAGUCAAAUUGAAUCAGAUAUUUCACGUUUACGUGGAAUAAAAAAUUGACUUCGAUGCGGACUCUAGAUGAUCAACAUUUUAACUCGAAAUUAAUGUGAAACUUUUGACAUCUCGAUGACCUAUAGUAUAUAUAAAAAAUUUUAGUUCAACUUUUUAGCUCUUUUAUACGUAAAAUUACAUAUAAACUCGAUGUAAAAUUAAAGCUGAUAUUUUACAUUAAAUUUAUAUGUUAUUUUACGUAUAAAAGAGCUAAAAAGUUGAACUGAAAUUUUUUAUAUAUACUGUACAGUUUGGAGCAUUAAUGCCUGGUCUUUGGAUCUGAUCUAAAACAUAUUCUAAUGUCUAAUCAUAUAUGAUAGUAAAAAUAUACUCCAACCGAGUAAUAUUUUCUUGAAUUAAGAAUUUGUAUACUUAUUUUAAAAAAUUAUUCUUGGUUCGAGUAAAUUUUUACUAAGAUUAAACAAAUAUUUACUCGAGAGAAUACAAACACGCAGAUACUUGAAUAUAGUUUUUUUUUCAGUGUAGAUGACAAAUUAUAAAAGGCUUUUAAAAAUAUCAUAAUGCAAACAUGAAAAACGUUUCUUCAUAUGUUUACUUCUUUAACGUUAAUUUUUUUUAUAAUUAAAAUUUUAAUGCCGUUUCGUUGUAAUUAAAAAAAAAAAAUCUCGUGAAAAUUGCUGACUAAAAAAAAGAAAAAAAAAAGUAGCACCCAAUCACUCGGGACUUGACUGAAGUAUAUGAUAAAUAAUAAUAACCUAAUAAUAAGUAAUACAUAGAUAAUAACUAGCUGCCAUUUGGUAUCAUUAGGGUGCUCCGUUUGAAACGAACAUUUUUUUUUCUUCACUCCCCAUCAGAAAUCUUGUUCUAUACGUUAAAAUAAAAAUUUUGUCUAAUUUUGAGCUCUUAAUAUUAAUAUUAACCACUGGAACAACGUCGUCGAAGUUUUUCCAUGAAGAGAAUUGUAUGCUCUAUAAAAAAAAGCCAGUAUCUGCUUAGCUCUGAGUUCAACUCUAUAGAGUUAUUCAUUGAAAAGGAAAAAAACUAAAUUUACGUGCUUUUAGCAUGGAAAAACUUCGACGACGUUGUUCCAGUGGUUAAUAUUAAUAUUAAGAGCGCAAAAUUGGACAAAAUUUUUAUUUUAACGUAUAGAACAAGAUUUCUGAUGGGAAGUGAAGAAAAAAAAAUGUUUGUUUCAUACGGAACACCUUAUUGUAUCAUAGUAUACUAUAGUCACUCAUAUUAUUCCUCACAAAGACUCAAGGUUGCUUAUAUAUACUAUCUACCCAAUGAAUGAUAAGCCAGUUGUUGAUCAGAACUCGUAGUCAGACGCAAAGUAUUUUUAAUUUUUACAACAUGAUUUAUUAUCAGUUGUGCGAUACUUGUAAUAAACCACUGGUCAAUGAAAAUAAUUUACGAACAUCCCGCAUACGUACAUGUUUAUAUAUUUCAACUGGUGUUACUGUUGGUGGUUUAAUUGGUUCUACAGUAUUGCCGUUCGUUGGUUUUGGAUCUGCUGGAGUAACGGCUGGCUCAGUUGCAGCAGGAUGGCAAACACCAACCAUAGCCGCUGGAUCAUUAUUUGCAAAAUUACAAUCUUUGGGUGCAACUGGUGCAGGAGAUUUGCUUUUCGGGGUUUCUGGUAGUAUUAUUAAUGGAUUUGGCGCACGCUACUUUACUGCAACUGAUUGGUGUUCUUGUCCUGAAAAUAACAAUUAACCACUACACACCAGAAAAAAUUAUUAAACAUAAACUCAUUUAUUCAAUCAUGAUUAUCAGAUGCUGAUGUCGACACACCGAUAUUCUGUUCUUUAUACUGAUAUCUCAUAUUACAUUCUUGGUAUUUAGUUUGGGAUUUUAAUUUUUUUUACUGCGCAAUUAAUUUACUAAACUAACUCAUCUACUACACUAUGCACACUUUUGAGUUAUUUUAUUAUUUAACAGUACUAUUUGCAGUGUGUUUGUCAAUUAUAUUCAAAUCAUGAGCAACAAUAUCAAAAUUAUCAAAAUCUUUGAGUUUAAUUAUGUAUGGUGUCUUUUUAAAACCUCAAUGCUACUAGAGUGCAUUAUAGAGUGAAUAGUGUUGUGUCUGUUAAAUUUAUUAUGAUCAUUAAUUGGUCUUAGGUUAAUUAAUUAUUAUUAUUAUUUUAAUUAGUUGAUGUUUUCUAUGAUCAUAAGUCAUAAAUGGUAAUAAUUAUUAAGAUUACCGAUAGGAUUUGCAUAUCCCAAAAGAACAAAUUUGUAGGCCCCUGUCUGAAAAUAUAAAUUCUGUAACAGACACUCCAAAAUGCAUUUUAUCUUAUUAUGCUUUCCUGGUUUAAAUUUCAUCACUUUUUUUUUUUUAUAAUUAUUUAUAAUAUAAGAAAAAUGACAAUAUUAUAUCAUUAAUUUCUUGUCAUUCGAAAAUUUUUGUCGAAAUAUUUUACUUAAGUGGGCUUAGAAAAAAUUAGUGAUACAAAUAAUCAUUUAUGUAAGAUCACUGAAUACUCAAAUAGAUUAAAAACCUCAUUAGAAUAGUAUAAUGACCAAAGAGAUAGCAAGUUUAUAUUUACAAAAUUCAGGUCAAUUGUAGGUCUCAAUGUUCGUUCGAGAAAAAAUAGAGAAAUGUUUUUUUUUUUUUUCCAAUUUUCAAGGCAAUAACUUGUAUUAUUUGAUUUAUUUCGAAUCUCAAAUGAUGAAAAAAUCAAUUUAUUUAAUACACAAAAUUUUUGCAUCAAAGUAAAACUUAUUUCAUUGAUUGAUAAAAGAGAAAAUUCUUUUUAAAUCUUUACUUCAAAGAACAAAAAAAAAUUCUGGAAAACAGUUGACUCUGUCGGCUAACCCCAAACUUCCCGCUUCUCGCUUCUCGUAAACAAAUGGAAGUUAUCAAAAAAUUGAAGCGCACUUUGCUAGUUCAUAGAGUAAAGCAUCGCAACUGUGCCUUUAUUUUGUGUUUAGGCCUUUUAUUUCGGAGAAAAACUCGGACAAAAUUAUCUGAUAACCGUUCCUAAGUUAUACUUGAAUAAAUCUCAAAAAGGUUUCAAGAUAAAAGAAUUUUUAAAUUGAUUCAGAAAUAAGAUUUGAUUUACGGAUUUUCCUCUUUACCUACAUAGGGGAGACUGGGAUUCACGGCUCCUGGCGGCCGCUACGGUAGGCUUGCCAUAAACAAAAUUUUUCAAGUUCGGCCGGGUAUGAAAGGAAUAAGGAAAAAAUUUUAUUUAAAAUUUUAUUUAUUAAUAAUUAAUUCGCAAUCAAAACAUCGAUAAAACAUUUUAAUUUGUCAUUUUUUUUUCUUAUUUACCUCUUCUUUUUAUUUAUUUAUAUUUCGUAUUAUUUUUAUAUUUAUUAGAUGACGCAACCGCUUGAAGUAGAGAUUUAUUAUUUUUUAUUUUAUCAUAAAAUGUUACACAAUCAUCAGAAUUAUUUAUUUUAAUUUUGAGUAAUUCCUCUAAUACUGAUACUUUCAACCGUCCUUUUUCUGGACCCCAGGGAUUUUUCAUUACCGAAAAUUUUCUCUCGAUGCUAACAGAGCUCCCAGAAAUGCAAACAACAAAUUCACCAACGUUUAAGAUAUUGCUUAUUGAUACAUUAGUCUUUUGAGUAAUUUUAGAAACUUUUUACCACUUCUUUUCUGUUUCUAAUGCAGUCCAUUCGUCAGCGCUUUCAGAUUUUUCAUGACUUAUUAUAUUAUUUAAUUUCAUUUUUUCAUCAAACAGUGCAUCCCGAUCACAAUUAUUUUCUUCUGCAACCGAUGCAAUUUUAGUAUAACUUUUUUCUAAAUUAUUCUAAUCAAUUUCGUGUUUUAAAUCUACAUUGAAAAAAAAAAUUAUUUGAGACAACUAAGAUUUAUUUGAGCCAAAGAUAUCGUACAUUGGGAUAUGUCCAAAUAAAUAUGUAAUUAUGAGAAAGAUAUAAUGUAUUUGAGUAGUUUAAUUGCGUGAAAUAAGUGAUUUAUUUGUGGUAAAGAAAUAAAUCAAUUGCUACAAAUAAAUAAUGGCUACAAAUAUAUGUACAGUAUCGCCAAAUUUUAGGUUAUUUGUCACAAAUUUAAUAUCUUUACCACAAAUAUACCAAUUACUUACCACGCAAACAAAUUAUAUAUUUCUGUCAAAUUAUAAAAUUAUUUUAAUCAACUGUCAUAUUUAUUUGUCAUUAAUAAAUGUUUGAAAAAAAGCCACAAACAAAUUAAUUUAUUUGGGACAAAUAUUUCUUUUUUUCAUUUUGAAAAUUUCAUUAAAACUGGUUAUAUCAGCUAAAUAAAAUUUUUUUAAUAAAUUUGAAGUCCUUGGGAUUAUAAAGUUAGGAAAAUAGUAUAUUUGUGUUUAAAAUCUUUUUUUUUUUCAAUAAAAAAAAAAAUAAAAAUUUUUUUCAAGUUUUUUUUCGGAGAGCAGUUGUGCCCCAGAAAGAAAUUUUUUUUAUUUUUUUUGAAUUUUGGUAAAAUCUUAAUAGAUUGCUUAAGAAAGGGCCAAAAUAGGUUGACCUAUAGAUUAACAGUCAUAAAAGAUAAUUGCUGGCUCAAGGAGGCCGUCGUGCCCCGGUUUCUCCUAAGUACUUAUAAUUUUGAUUCUUUUUCUUAGCUGGCCCUUUGUUACAAUUUAUCAGACUUAAUUACUUUUUCAAUAGUCAUAAUUAAUUAUAUCUUCUACUUUCAUGUUAUACGCAUAUAAUAUCCUUCGGGAUAAUUUAUAACACACGGAAAUACACGGAAAGAAAAUUCUAACAAAAUUUACGAUGUUAACAUUGAAUCGUGGUCUAGACUUUCAUUGGCAUCAAUUUAUAAAUGUCUUAUUUCAAAAUUUACUAUAGUCUUUGUUAAAAUUACGAUGUUAAAUAGUAAAGAUUACAAUCUACAUCGUAAUUUUAACAAAGACUAUAGUAAAUUUUGAAAUAAGACAUUUAAAAAUUGACGCCAACGAAAGUCUAGUCCACGAUUACGAUGUUUACAUCAUAAAUUUUAGUAGAAUUUUCUUUCCGUGCAGCUGUUUGGAAAUCAUUAAGAUAUUUAUCUAUUUGUCUAACACAAUUUUUUUUUCUAAGCCGAUACAUUUGUUGAAUCUGCAGAAUGUUAAUACAAUACUCUGGGAAAUCCCCAUGUCAUUUUCUUUCUUAUUAUUAAUCUCUAUUACAAAAAAACCCUCAAAAGUUUCACAAAAAUAUCAUCUAUUCCAUACACUGUAAAAAAUCACCGGCGUAAGUCCAAGCGGUGUAGGUGUUAAAAUCAGCGGUGUUAAAUUUUAACACCAAAAGCAGUCUUGUACCGGUGUUAAAACAAAUUCUUCGGUGUUAAAAUAACGCCGCCGCCGGUGUAGGUAUUUUUUACCGGUGAUAAAAUAUAUUAUUUUUACUUACUCGAUCACUAUACUUGUUAAUAAAUGAUAUUUGUUAUUAAUUUUCAUAAAGAACUGAUAUUUUUUGUGUUUUAUAAUCUUUAAAGUUCAUUCUCCAAGCAGACGCAGUUUACUCUGCUUUCACACUGGUUACCCCGUUUUAACACCGGUAUUUUUAACACCGGUAAGUUACUCUUUCUACACCGGUGUAAUUUCAUUUUUAUACUGAGCGGUGUUAAAAUAAGUCCGUUUUUAACACCGCUCUUUUUACAGUAUAUUCAUGCUUCACAGAAUGAUUUUCUACUAUUGAAAAAUAUGAUUAUGUAUCACUACGAAUUGGUCCCAAUCAAGCUGAAAUAUAAUUUCUAUUAUCUGCGUACGUGGAACACUCGACGAUUUAAAACAGUUUUUUUUUUUUCUUAUAGUAUUUUUAUAAAUAAUACAAAAAACGUAUGAUUUAUCUUUCCUUCCGGACCAUCGCACUCACAUAUAGUAAUACUGAGAAUGGUGGAACUCUGUUACAGAUAAAUCUAUAGUAAAAUCUAUACAAAAAAAAUUACCUCUUCGGUUUUCAUAUUCUCUUAUUAAAAUGCUCGAUUUUUGGCGAUUAAAGUAGCAAAGGGUUAAAUGAAAAGACUUUAAUAUUUUCAGAAGAGCAAAACAUCAAUCAAACUAUAAUACAUUCCUUAAUAUUUAUGAACAUUUAAGCCAAAAAUAAAUAUUUUCGGCCAUUUCGUAUCAAGAAAAAAUAACAGACAAGAAGGUGACAAAUAAAACUUUGAAAAAUACUGAAGUGUUGAUGCCGGCAUGGACCCUUAUAAUGAGUGUUUAUACCUGCUCAAAAAAGAAUUAUCCUAUCAUUAUUAAGUCGCUUUACCUACUCUGGUUAUUGACAAUAUUCAUCUUCCGAUAUCCAUUAAAGUUAUUAUUUUGUAAUGAUCUUUCGGAUAAAAGGAUUUAAGAAUACAAGUAUGCUCAGGCCAUUCCGGAACAAUACAGUUGUCAUUACGGAAAAAGAAGGGCAGACUGGACAACAAUUUAUACCUAAAUGAUCAAAAUAUCCUAAAACGUUGUUACACUUGAACGUCAUCAGAACUUAUUCGACUCUCGUCUUGUGCAGUGUUCACAUCUCAGAAUUUACCAUAUAACCGCCUCAAUAAGUUUAUUUUCAAAUUUUCGUUAACAAAUUACAGUGACGAGUGCUGAAAACUUAAGACGAUUUUUGAAUCCGGCAAUUUCAUUAAUAAAUUGUGAUCUUGUUAUUUAUUAUAUAUAAAAAUUGAGUUUAAAAUUAACAAUACUGUAAAAAUUAGUAAAAUUUUAACAAUUCUAGUGCGUAGUACAAAUUAAUAUAACUGUGAUUAAAUUUGUUUAAAUUUUAGUUAAUUCACUGAAAUAAUUUCUUUGAUUUCAUAAAUUGGUAUAACCAUUUAUCAAAAACAUUGACAAUAAAAAUUAAAACGUGGUGAUAUCUACAAGUUCAGUGAAGUUUUAAACAAAUUAUAAGAAAAUUAAUGAUGUCGAAGGUUUAUAAACGAAGUGAUUUCACUGCUGCAGUUCAUGCUGGUGAUACAAAGAAAUUAAAAAAUCUUUUGAGAUCGUCAAAACUCUCUAGCAUCCCUGGGCUUUCUCCAAGUAGACUAGUGACGCUCGCUCUUCGACACAGACAACAAAAAGUAGCAAAAUUACUUUUAAAAAGAAAAUUCGAAAUAAAAAACCAAAGUAAUCGUUCAGCGAAUACACCUCUACACUACGCAGCGAAAUUAGGAGACUUAAAAUUGGUGAAACUUUUGAUAAGAAACGGCAUGGACACCAACGUCAGAGGAAAAUUCGGCAUAACUCCUUUGCAUGUCACUGCAAUUUAUGACAAAUAUCAGAUUAUGGAAUAUUUAAUCCAAAACGGUGCGAUUCUUUCUCUAGAGGGCACAGAAGGUAUUCUUAAAGGCUAUACACCCUUGCACGUUGCCACCGAAUUAAAUUUUCAUAAAUGUGUACGUCUGCUCAUCAAAUACGACAAUUCAACAGUAAAUCCAAAAAACCAAGAUGUCAUUCAUCCAAUACAUAUUGCAGUGAUGUUAAGACACUUUAAAGUAACUCAAAUACUGCUGCCACACAUCAACAACAUCAACGUUACUUUUAAAGAUGAAUUUUUCCCGCGAUUCUACGGUAAUCCUGACCACUGUGAAAGAUAUUAUGACAACUACACUUUGUUACUCUGUGCAAUAUCCUUUACAUCAUUUAAAAUUACUAAUUUAUUAGUUAACCACGGCGCAAAUGUUCAGAUAAAAACUGCACUGGGAAAAACUGCUCUGAUAUUGGCCGCGGAAACGAGUAAUCAUGAAAUAGUUAAACUAUUGUUAACUCAGAGCAAAGUAGUAGAAUCUAUCAAUGACUUUGACGACUUAGGACGCAAUGCUUUGCAUUCCAUAUUUUAUAAUUAUGAAAGCCAGAGAUGUUUGUAUUCAAAAACCGAGUUUUAUAGCGUGGCAAUGAAAUUGGAGAUCAUCAAAAUGCUAAUGGACGCGGGAAUCGAUAUGAAUGCUUCGAUGCAACUCACUUACAACAAUUUACCAAUUACUCCAUUGUCUUUGGCAGUUGAAUACGGAUUUAUGGAUAUUGUUCGCUAUUUGCUUUAUUUUACUGAUACUGAUUUAAAGCAAAUUAACCGCCUAAUGUUAGAAAGUGCCCAGAUGUUUGACAAUUUAAUUCACCCAGAUAUACUGCAGGACUUUGAAUAUGUUCAAGACUAUAAGUCGGGAUUCAAAGAAAUAGGCUACGAUUUGAUUACUGCCGUCUUAAGGAUCCACUUAAUCGGUAUGCCGGUUGAUCAAGAAAUUUUAAAUUUGGUUAUGACGGAACCAGUGCAUGAUAUGGAUAUCAACAGAAGUCAGUAUGCUGAGUUUCUUCAGAUAAUAAAAAAACCGAUUGAAGAAAUGGUUAAUAAGAUGGAGCAGGAGAAAGUUGUUCAUGAUUGUAAAAUAUCUUUGCUGCAAUUGGUGACUUGUGAUAUGAAAAGUUUAGUUAAGUUUGCACGUGUUCAAGAAGUAAGGGAUUUAUUGAUGAGAAUUGAGAGCUACGAAGAAGAAUAUUUUUAUUUUCAUCAAAUACUGAAGAGCCGCUUGGAAUACGCGGUAAAAAAAAAUAAACUAAUCGAGCAAAGCUUAGAUAUAAUUUGUAAUUUAUUUGAAAAUAAUUUAGGAUAUGAUAUUUGUGAGAUGGUUGUAAAUUUUUUAAAUGAUGAUGACAUGAAUUACCUUGUUAGUUAGUUUUAAUAUUUGUAUAAUAUUGUUGAUGAAUUUUAUGUAUAUAAUGUUAAAUAAAAAAACUUAAAAAUGA